Molecule: messenger RNA, 1188 nt
Organism: Miscanthus lutarioriparius
Lineage: Eukaryota; Viridiplantae; Streptophyta; Magnoliopsida; Poales; Poaceae
Source: the annotation of a GenBank genome assembly
AUGGACCCUGAGGAGGAGGAGCUUUCUAAUUCUACGGCCAAGAUAACUGAUGAUCUAGUAGUGGAAAUACUGUCCCGGUUGCCAUUCAAAUCCUUUUGCCGUUUUAAAUGCGUAUGCAAAUCCUGGCUCGCUUUCUCGUCCGAUCCUCACUACUCCCAGAAGCUGCCCAAAGUUCCAACUGGUUUUUUCUACCAAUAUCGUGACAACUCUGCUGUCCAGUUUGUCAGUCUGUCCAAAAAUGAUGAAGGCAUUGAUGGAACUCUUAGUUUCUUGCCACAUUGUGAACAACUGAAGUUUAUUGACUGUUGCAAUGGCCUAGUCCUUUGUGAGUACAGGAGCAGCCAUACUUCUCCCGACAUUUUCCGCUUCAUUGUGUGUAACCCGGCAACACGAGAGUGGAGAAUACUUCCUGAUACUCAGCGAAAGUCAGACAACUUCUGUUAUAAAACAAUGUUGUGCUUCGAUCCAUCACGGUCACUGCACUUUUGUGUCUUCCACUUUCAUGAGGAGCGUGGCCCUACCAAUCCUAAGCUUGCUGGUACCAGGAAAGUUGAGAUGUUUUCGUCUCGCAACUCCAUGUGGCUUGUAUAUUCUGAUUUGUGGGAUCCUGAGUAUUUUGGCGUCACGGUUUAUUGCAGACCGCACCUGUUCCUUGAUGGAUUCUUGUGUGCCCAUUCAGAUCGUGAUGUUUUGGUGUUAGAGGAACUGAAGGCAGAGAACAUCGAUGUACUACCCUCUAAUUGGACAACUGAGUUGCCACUCCACAGAGAUGACUGUUCUGUGUAUGAUUGCACUUGCACUUGCACGAGAGGCUGCCUUGGUCAAUCUUCGGGAUUCUUACACUAUGCAAUGUCUGAGGAGGAUGGCUGCACAGUUCUCAUAUGGAGUUAUGCUACUGGUAAUCCUAAUGGAUGGACUGUUGAGCAUAGUCUUAGUAUGAGAGAUGCAUUUGGAAGGGAUGACUUUGUUCACUAUGAGCAUGGUUUGACAUGGACUUGUGAUUAUGAAAUUGUCGCUUUUGACCUGGAAAGGGAUGUUCUUUUCCUCAUUGAUGAAAAGACAAACAAGCUUCUUUCGUAUGGUAUCAGCACUGGGAAGCUUAAUGAGAUUAAGGAUAGCUCUCACUGGUAUGUGUACUACGUUGCCUGCUACUCAAAGAUUCCAGACCUAACCUUACGAAAGACAUGA